AUGUCUUCUUCGAUACCACCCAAGACCAAAUUAGCGGUAAAUUUACGUAUUGCCGUGGUGCAAUUGAACCCACAGAUUGCUCAGGUAUCGCAAAAUGUUUCAAGAGCUACGACUAUGCUAAGAAAGCUAAAAGACACCUUGGAUAAUUCUGGCACCGGAAAGAAUCUUGACCUAGUAGUUUUCCCGGAAUUUGCAUUGACUGGUUACAAUUUUCAUUCGAGGGAUCACAUUCUGCCCUACACAUCAAGGGCAAAGGAUGGGCCUUCUUUUGAUUUGGCAAGAUUGGUUUCCAAGAUGUUCAGCUGCUAUACCGUCAUUGGAUAUCCUGAACGUGUAAGCACUGAUGCUGAUUCCAAAUUAUAUAAUUCAGCUAUUUUGAUCAGUCCAGAAGGUGAGUUAGUUUUCAAUUACAGAAAGUCUUUUCUUUACAAUACAGAUGAAGAUUGGAACUGCCAGGAGAACCCUGCAGGGUUCCAAAAUUUCCCACUCUUAUUUAAAGGCAGAGGGAAAGAUCUAUCCAAAGGUAAAGAAGGAAAUGCAGUGGAUGUAACAUUGAAAACAUCAAUUGGAAUAUGCAUGGAUCUGAGUCCUUAUAAAUUUCAGGCACCAUUCCAAGAUUUUGAAUUUGCAACCUACAACGUGGACAAUAAUAGCGAGCUGAUCAUAUGUCCAAUGGCGUGGCUUCACUCCAGCUCAGUAACGAGUGACUUGAGAAAGGAAGAAAUAACUGAAAAGGUUUCCAAGAUCGAACAACACACGAGACAACAACAUCUCCCUGCAUAUGGAUCUCAGGGUGAUUACCAGUAUGAUUUCGAUAAUAGAAAUAUCACGAAAAGAUUAUCAAGUGAUUCAGAUCUGUUGCAAAAGGACUAUACGGACUUUGCAAAACCGGAUAUGUCAAACGUGAAUUACUGGUUACUCCGGUUCACACCUUUUCUCGCAUUAAGGCAAAGAUAUCUAUGGUCCAUAGAAGAUUUGUUUCCUUUUCUGGAGAAAAAGAGAAGUGCAUCAUACAUGGGUUCUUCCAUUGAUGGAAUAUGGAAGUUUAAAAACAAGAAUGCAAUUGUGGUUAUGGCAAAUCGGUGUGGAAUUGAAGAUGGCACUACAGUUUUCGCUGGUAGCUCAGGAAUAUACAAGUUUAACGGAAAAUUUGAUAACGAAGAGGGACACUUAGAUUCGGAAAACCAAAGUGUUGAGCUACUGGGUAAUCUGGGUAAAGGUGUGGAAGGAAUAAUAAUGAGAGAUGUCAAUUUUGAAGUUUUCCGAAAUGUGAAUGAAAAAUGCAAUCAAUGCAUUAGAAGAUAA
Molecule: messenger RNA, 1305 nt
Organism: Zygotorulaspora mrakii
Lineage: Eukaryota; Fungi; Ascomycota; Saccharomycetes; Saccharomycetales; Saccharomycetaceae
Gene: NTA1
Product: amidase
Exons: 1
Coding region: 1-1305 (434 amino acids)
Biological process (GO): protein catabolic process
Molecular function (GO): protein-N-terminal asparagine amidohydrolase activity; protein-N-terminal glutamine amidohydrolase activity
Source: RefSeq, a predicted model, not a curated record